CGUGCUGCAUUUCUUUACUUGAUUAGUGCUUCCAAAUCUCUGCUCCUUGUCUGCUUCCUUUUUGGAAUUUCAAUUUUGGCUUCGUCAUGUGCAGUGUUGAUUUUUUGGGUAAGCUCCUGAAUAAAACUAUCAAUGUCAUCCCCAGUCUGUAUCGUAGGGAGCGUAUAGUGUAUGUUGUUGAGAGCUUUGGCAAAUAUAUGCCAGUCGGUCCUAAAGGCUCUUGUGUCUGUUGUGGUAUACCCACUAAUGUCCAGAAUCAUCUUAACCGGGUUAUGAUCCGAUGAUAAUUCGUCCAGCACGGAAAUAUCCAGUGGGACACUGGUAUUUCCGAGCAGGAAGAAAUUGAGGAUCCCGGUGGACCUAGUGGUGUACCGUGUUGGGGUUUUCGGAGCUGCUAUGUGUAAUCCAGCCGAGUGGACUAAGUUGAAAAUUACACGUCCCGUGUCGUUUGAAUUGUAGCAGUUCCACGCGCGGUGUCGUGCAUUUAAGUCUCUACCUAGGAUAAUGUGUUUUCCAAGACUGAGUAAUAUUUGUGGUCCGCCAGGACUGCAGAUACAUGACGUCCCGGGGGAAUGUAAGUGGAGACAAGAAUGUAUGUUGUGGAAGUGCUUGUUGUGAGUGAGAUAGCAGAGGCCUCCACGACCGAAAGCUGCGGUAUUGUGACAGGAAUAUGUGGGAUGCAGCGUUUAAUCAGGAGUGCAGUUCCACCCCCUCUUGGGCGGGAAAUUGACGGAGAUCUGUUUGAACGGUGCACUAUGUAGUUUUGUACAUAAAUAGGUGUGGCUGGGCCAAGUUUGUGUUCUUGUAGGAACAUAACAUCAGGAGUGUACUCAUUAAUAAAGUCUCUUAGCUCAUGAAUUCUAUGAGAUAAUCCAUUUGCAUUCCAUGUAAUUAUAUUCAAAACAUUAUUCACAUUAUACAUUAUUUACAUUAGUGGCAGAUCCAAAGAUUUCUUCAAACAAUUCAAAUAAAAUAAACAAUUUAUCUACAGUGUUUGGGUUGCCUGUAGUUCAGGCAUUUUGUUUGAUAUUUUUCGUAAUACAUUAACAAAGGAUAUGCCAUUGAACAUAUUAACAAUAUCUUUUAUAAGUUUGGAUACUUCAAAUAGGCCAGAUAGGCCAACAUCGUUACGGUUACAUUGUUUAUUUAUUUUUUUAUCAUUAUUUACAAUUUUUUCACUCUUUUCACUAUUAACUGAUUCCACAGGAAUCUGGGGGGUUUUCCCACAAGUUAUAUUUGCAUAGGAAACUCCAGAUUUUACAAAACUGUCCUUAACAGGCUGAUUGCUAUUAUUGGUAGUCAUGAUUUUUUUGCUUUGUAAUCUGGCACCUUGGGCAAGUGCCACCACUGGGAUUUCUGCCCUGUGACACCCUGUCCGUAUAAUAAAUGUUAUAAUUCCCAAUUUUGGGAGUAUUCCCUUGGAUAAGAUGAGUCUCUUGGACUAAAAACACGUCAAUAUCGUGCUCUAAUACAAAAUCACGAACUUCGUGAAUUUUAGAUGUCAAUCCAUUGGCAUUCCACGUGCAAAUGGUCAGUUCUCUGGUGGUGUUUGAACUGUCAUUAAUAAAGUUGAAAUUUAGGCCGUUAUUAGAGGUUCAUCACUGAAAAGCAGAAGACAUGGGUCUAAAAAAGCCGAAUUAGGUUGAAAGCUCAACAUAGCUUUCAUAAAUAUAAAAUGCCCUCAUUAAAGCAUCUGCUCGCCUGAGAUUAGGCAUUGCUUUUUUGAAGGCAAGGAGCAGAAUAUGCUUGUCUACCGCUGGGUCGCGGGAGAUUUCGAUUAAGCAUUUUAGUGUAGAUGAGAAGACAUCGUCUGAAUCAUUGCUACACUCUGCUGUGGCUGACACUGCUGGGACUUCAGGGGCUUCUGCAACCGGCAGUCUUGGAUUCGUGGAUUUGAAUCAGUGCUCGGUGGUGUUCUUCACCAUCUGUGCAUAAGAUGGUGAACUGACGUUGCUCGGGGGAGCAGGCAUGGGACGUCUUGUCUCAGCAUUUGCUGGGGGCUUAGAAGAACCCUGCGAGGGGGCUGUCUGAGUAGCUGCCCUAGUCUUAGGCGCGGAAUUUUUACCACGAGCCCAUUUGUUACCUGGGUAGCGGGUACAAGAUUUAUAUGAAGCAGGAUGGUCUCCACCGCAGUUGCAGGAAGUGGCAGAUACAUCUAAGCCUUUGGUACACUCACGUGCCCAAUGGGUCCAGAGCAUCUGACACAACGGAUUGGAAGAGCGCAGAGUUCCGAAAAAUGGAAAAAGCCCUGGCACCGAAAGCACUGAUUAGCAGGGUGUCUCUCGUAGAGUGCGGACGCAUGACAAUGAGCUCCCCACAAGCCACCUGCAGCGACGCGACGCCGGAAAUCAUGGCCGGCAACCCCUCCGAAGCAAGCGCCGAGAUGGAUACAUCGACGUCUACAGACAUCGACGUCCCUGUCUCUGACACCAAUCUUGACCAUCAGAUGAAUCCGGACGACCUCCUGAUCCAGAUCAAACAGCUGUACUUACUCAAGGCCCGUUUUACUGACCUAGAACAGAAUCUAUCCAGAGCGAGGAGAUCAACACCGCUGGCAAGUUUGACCUCAAGUGCGUGCAACAAGAAUCUAAGGUGUAAACAGAAUUCGUAAGAUUUCUCUACAGUUGUGUCACAUUUUUGCUCACACUGCGUGUUUCCCUUUGUAAGACCGCAUGUUUCCCUUGCUGUCCUAACCUUUCUCGAUACAGAGCGUGUUUCACUGUUGUUCUAGACAGCACAUUCUCCAGAUCUCUCUCCAACUGAGGCCAUCUAGACAUGGUGAUUUUAACUUAAAACAAAAUUCAACAUUACAUUGUCGCUUUUUUUUUUUUUUUAAGAAAAAUUUGUAUGCCUUUGAAGCAAACGUUAUACAAGUGUUUCUUCUUCAACAAGUAAAAGCAUUUCUUGUUACAUUCUAACAUAAAAAAUAAGUAGCAUGUAUCGAAUCCUGCCUCAAUGUAUAAAGCUUUUCUUUAAAGCAGAUGCUAAUUUAUGUUUGAAAUUAGUUUACGUUUCAGUUUAAGUUGACAAGCUUCUUUAAUAUCUAAAAUAUGAUCCUGUUAUUUGGUUUCUUUGUUGUAAUUUUAGUUCCCAGAUUGCUUGCUAAAAGGCGGAUUGUACCUCAGCAUAAAAAAAAAUUGACGCCCUA
Molecule: messenger RNA, 3148 nt
Organism: Stegodyphus dumicola
Lineage: Eukaryota; Metazoa; Arthropoda; Arachnida; Araneae; Eresidae
Source: RefSeq, a predicted model, not a curated record